Molecule: messenger RNA, 4205 nt
Organism: Brassica napus (rape)
Lineage: Eukaryota; Viridiplantae; Streptophyta; Magnoliopsida; Brassicales; Brassicaceae
Exons: 3
Coding region: 352-1404 (350 amino acids)
Source: RefSeq, a predicted model, not a curated record
GGAUGCGUUUUUUUAUCGACAUCAGCCAAGCUUGGGUUGGUCUUGGGUCUUCCAAACUUAAUCCGUAAGCCCAACAUCAUGUGUAUCCAAGCCCAUACGAUGUGUGACCCUGGCUCUAUCUCAUCUCAUCUCAUCUCUUCACAAACGGUCAGUCGAUCGAUCUCUUCCACGACUCAUCUCUUUGCCUUUUCUCCUUCUCGAACGGAUCUAUCAAUCGAGACCGUAUUCAUGAGUGUGCAAUGAAUCCGGUGGAUAACUCAUUAAUGGAUUCCUUUCGCCUUUCCCCCUCUGAUUUUCUAUUUAGCUUUCGAUUUUUCCCCAGAUCUAUUACACACAAAUCUCUCUCAAACCAUGAAUUCCAACAUGCAAAAAAAUGUUUCCGGCGAUCUCACCGCGAAGAAAUCAAAUGGCAAGGUCGUCGUCUCCUCCGCCGAACCAAACUCCGGCGAUCUUACCUCGAGGAAACCAAGCGGCAAGGCCGUUGCCUCCUCUGUCGAGCCAAUCGUACGAGCCGGCUUCACCGGAGUCUCCCCUGUUUCUGUUUCCGGUGAUCCAAAAUCCAAGAAACUAAACGGCAAGGCCGUUGUCUCCUCCGCCGAUCCUAUCUCCGGCGAUCUCACCGUGAAGAAACCAAACGGCAAAGAUGUUGACUCCUCCGCCGAGCCAAUCAAACGAGCCGGCCACACCAUAAUCUCUCCCGUUCCAGUUGUCUCCGGCGAUCCAAAGUCCAAGCAGAAAAACGGUAAGGCCGUUGUCACCUCCGCCAAGACGAUCAAACGUACCGGAAAUGCCGGUGGUUCGUGCGCCGAUGUUGUCUCCGGCAAGCUUACACCGAAGAAGUUAAAGGGCAAGGCCGUGGACUCCUCCUCCGUCGAAGUGCUGUUCUUCAAAGAUGUCAAGUUCAGACCUCAAGAAGGCGAGCUGAGGUUUCGUCUGAUCCAUUUUUGGGAGGCUCGGAACACACACACGAAGAUACUCAUUGGUAUUGAGAUGAUUCUCAUCGACGAACAGGUCUGUCCAUUUUUAAGAUUUUGCUUGGUCGCUAAAAUACUAACAAACUCAUUGCUAUGUGUUCGCUAUCGACAGGGUACUGUGAUCCAGGGGUUCAUUCCACCGAGCAGGAUUGACACUUAUUUGCCACAUAUGAUCGCUGGUUCUCUCUACAGGCUUAUUAAGUUUUAUGGAUCAAAGAGCAAGACUAUGUAUCGAGUUUCUGAGCAAGACGUGACCAUUUCUUUCUCAUGGAAUUCUGUCCUCUCUGUCCUCGAGAACUGCCCGGUUCAGUUCGUUGAAGAUCGGUUCCGUUUCUAUGGUUAUGAAGAGUUUGAAUCAGCCUGUGACCUCAAGGGGGAUCUUUAUGGUAAGCUUCACCAGAUUCUGUGGUUUAGCUCUCGAUUGUUUUAAAUGAUGCUAUGUUUGAUCUUAGUUGUUUAUGAUUGGUUUGUUGGUAAAUGUAGUAUUAAGUUCUAUUUAACUUCUUGCAGAUUAUAUUGGUCACAUUAAGCUGGUGAAUGAGCAGGCAUUGGGUGACGGUCUUGUGCUUGAUGAAGUUGAGAUUGUUUCUUCACGGCGAAUUCUGGUUCAUGUUCAGACUCAUGAUGGUCCUGUGAUGAAGCUUUAUUUAUGGGACACUGCUGCUACGGACUUUUGUUUGAAAUUUAAAGCGCAAGAAAACACUCCAAGUGUUAUCCUGGUGACUACCGUAAACCCGAAACGAUUUGGAGGUCAGUAUUAUUUAAAAUGAUUAUGGUUUAUAGUUGUUGAUAGGAUGCAUGAAGAACAUAGAUUAGACACCAUAGGUGUGGAAUAAGCUUUUUUAACUUUUGUUUUGUGCUAAAUUGUUAUUGUUGUGUCUGAUGACAUUUGCUAUGCUGCAGGCACCCUUACUAUCUCCUCUCUGUCAUCUUCACGUGUGUUCUUAGACCUGGACGUGCAACCAACCAAAGAUUAUCUGGCUUGGUAUGUUUUCUUUUGUUGUAUAUGCAAUUUGAAACAUUUGACUUAUUUAAUUCUGUGUAACGUUUAUUUCAGGCUGGGUUCAAACUCGGAAGCUGCUAACAGGAUCAAUGCUGAUAUAGUGACAAAGGCUGAGACAGUCACUAUAGGAGAGCUAUUUACCUACAUCAAGCAGGAGGGAGCAAAGGUAUAUUAUAUCAUGCGUUUUUACACAGUCAAUACGCUUGCUUUGGUUAUUCAUAAGAUACUAUAUUUCAAAUGCGCAGGUUGCUUGGUUUGAGUGCACAGCCACCAUUGAUGAUGUUGGUCAUAGUUUGGCAUGGUAUUAUAUAGCUUUGCGGUGGUUGUAAAACUAAGGCGACCAAAGGGCCUACUACACUUAUGUGUAAGAAAUGUGGAAAAGCUGAAGUGGUCGGUGUUGCAGAGUAAGUGUUUAUAUUAUCUUUACAUCAGACGUUUAGCAACAAUAACUAAUGAGCUUCUGUCACAGGUACCUCACAAACCUCUCUGUCUAUGACAAUAAUGACCAUGCGCGUUUUGUGCUUCUCUGUGAUGCUGGGCGUGAUCUGACUGGGAAGCUAGCCUCUGAAUUGGUUGAGAGCUACUUUGAGGCCAAUGAGAGCGUAGGUGAUGAUGCCGUUGUCCCAGUGCCUCAGGCUCUGAUUGACACAAUUGGGCAGACUCGUAAGUUCGUUGUGAAGGUAUCAAAACACAACUUGGAAGGCAAGACCCAAGCUUUGACUGUAACAAAGGUGCUGCCACUUGAAGUUCCAGUGCUUGAAGACGUCCUAGAUGAGAAUGUGGCUGAGGAACCUGCUGAUGGAAGGGAUGAUGCUGCGGGUGUGACUGUGAAAAGGAGCUCUAAUGGAAUUGAGUCAGGAGAGACCAAGCGUGCCAAAUGUGGCUGAUAAAUUUUAAUACUGUUUUUUUUUUUUUUCUGUUUCAUGAAGACUAUGCUUUGUUUCUUUCGUUUUGGAUUUUAUUUUCCCAGCAUUUAAACAACUUUGGUGUUUAAUAAAGACUAUGUUUUGCUUCUUCCUGUUUUGCUUAUCGGUUAUGUCGUGUUGCUUUGCUCAUUUAGUAUUGUUGCAACCUUUGAAACGUUUGAUAGUGUUAGUUUGGUUAAAUAUUUCUUAUUUCAAGUUGUUUUGAUCGCUUUAGUGUUGCUAAAUCUUUUAUGUUUUAGUAUUAAGUGAGCUGUGGUAAAUUUCUCAUAUUUAUUUUAGGUGUAAUUUUAUUUUAAAUGAUAGCUGAUCUAUCUGAAUAUGGUCAACAUAAAAAUAAGUUUUAUCUGUUUUCUUUAUCAAACCAAAGUUUCAAUGAUAAGAAAUUUUACCUAAUAUUUUUAUGCUUAUUUGUAUUAUUAAAACAAUAUUAAGAAUGCCAUUUUCAAUAAAACUCUUUGUUUCCCUUUAUUUUGAACUUUGCAUCUAAAUUAUUAUUUUUUAUAUCAUGAAAGUAAUAUUUAGUAUUUCUAUGGUAUCAAUUUAAUUAGAAAUGUGAUUCCAUAAAUAAUAUUUUCGAUCCUUUCGAGUAGGGUCCCAAUAUUUAUGAAAAGCUAUUUUCCCCAAGACAAGACUUUUUUGUUUUAUUUGGAGAGAAAAAAAGACAUCUGCAUUAGAGCAUCUAUAAGCACAUUCUAAUUUCUCAUCUAAAAUAGAGUUAGAGUCAAAUGUCUCGAUUGUACUAUAUUUUUAUUUUGUGAUAUAGUAAAAAUAUGUUUACUCUAUACAUAGAAUAAUUUAAUUAUUUUUUUAUUCUUUAAUCUAUUUUCACUCUAAAAUAUAGUACGAUUGGAGUAAUAUCCAUUUUAUUAUAGAAUAACUCUGUUAUGAUAACAAAAUAAAUAGAGUGAAUCAUUAAAUAUGGUAUUAGUGAACAUCUUAUAAAAUAUCCAAAUGAUAAUAAAAAAAAUCAAAGAAUCACAAUAAUAAAAAAGCCACUCCAUUGGAAUAGUUUUACUAUAUUGAUAAAAACUCAUUUAAUAGUUGUCAAAUGCUUAUUAGUCAAGUUUGACUUGCAAACUUGACAUUUGUAGUGUAAUUCUUUAUAUAUAACAAAAUUUGUAUUUGGCAUCUAGAAAUAUUUAACCAGUCCAAGAUAUCGAAAAUAGAACCAUACUUAAGUAUUUAAUGGAGGAGAGACCAGGAAAAAAAAACUACUUAUACCAUUUGAUUGACAUAAUCCAACGGUUGAUACAAAAGUGAAGACUUCCACCAGCUGAAAGUGAAGAAUAUAGUGUACAAAGA